CCAAACAAAAAUAGAGUUUUUGUUCUAACUACUUUGAGGAACCUGCGAAUCUAAGAUGGGGUGGUUGGUGUUUCUCGUUUGCUUUGUACUACUUGAUUCUCAAUUUCUAAUCUACCCCUCUACUCCUUUACCUUCUCAAUUGUGCCAUCCAGAUGAGAGAUCUGCUUUGCUCAAAUUCAGCAACUCCUUAUCUCUCAAUCCAGAAUACUUAGAUAUUGCACACUUGAAGACUGUCUCUUGGAAGAAUGGUACUGAUUGUUGUUCGUGGGAUGGAGUGUUGUGUGAUCCUAUUUCGGGUCAUGUAAUUGGCCUUAACAUGAGUUUUAGCUUCCUUCAAGGCUCUCUUCAUUCCAAUAGCACCCUCUUCUCACUUCGACAUCUCCAAUCCUUAAUCCUCGACGACAUUAAUUUCAAUGGCUCUCCAAUUCCUUCUGAUUUUAGUAGUCUUGCCAACUUGAAAAGACUUAGCCUUGGUAAUACCAAUUUUUCUGGUAAUGUACCUGUCGAGCUGUCUCACCUUUCUAAACUCUCUCAUCUCGUAUUUUCUUCUACAAAUAGUAUUUUUUUGGAGACAUAUGUCUUAAAAAGAAUGCUUCAAAAUUUCACCGAUCUGAGGGAGCUCACUUUGAAUCGUGUCGACAUGUCUGAUGUUCCAUUAGAUAGUUCAUUCACGAAUGUAAGUAUUUCUUUGAUGUUUCUUGAUCUCAGUCAUUGUGAAUUGCAAGGGAAUUUUCCAGACUUCCUCCUUCGCUUACCAAACCUUCAUCACCUUGAUUUAUGGAACAACAAUAAUCUUACUGGCUCUCUACCUACAUUUAAUUGGACCAGUCCACUCAGGUACUUAUCUCUUUCAUACACAAGAAUUUCUGUUGAUUUGCCAUACCUGUGUAAUAGUGCCAAGUCUUUGCAAGCUUUGUUUCUUCGCAAUUGUAGUUUUAGAGGUGCACCAUAUCCUACAAGAUUGGCUAACCUCAGUCAAUUAGUACAACUUGAUACAUUAUUCCUUGAUUACAACAAUUUUGGAGGCCAAAUCCCAUUAUUUUCUUUUAACCUCCAGCAUCUCAUCAAAUUGGAUCUUUCUGGCAACAAUUUUGUUGGUAAGAUUCCUGAAAAUUUAGAAAUAAACUCUACCCAAAGCCCAUUCCCUAUGCAAUUAGAAGUCCUCGUCUUAUCUGAUAACUUACUCAGCGGAUCAAUACCUUCUUGGAUGUAUUCUCUUCCAUUUCUAAAGUCUUUAAACCUAAAUCGUAAUAAAAUUAUUGGCCCAAUUAAAGAAUUCAAAUCAAGAUUUCUUGAAAGCCUUCAGUUGGGUACCAAUAAGCUGCAUAGUCUGAUUCCAAGCUCAAUUUUUCUACAAGAGAACCUAAGAAUUCUAUAUCUCUCAACCAAUAAUUUGUAUGGUGUUUUGGAGUUAAACAAGUUCUCAAUGUUGAGAAAUCUUGAGAAUCUUGAUCUCUCUUAUUACAAUUUCACUUUGAGUUCAAAUAACUAUGAUGGUAAUAAUCUUUUUCCUCGGCUGCAAUAUUUGAGUUUGGCUUCCUGCAAUAUUGUUGCAUUUCCAUAUUUUCUGAAAAGCUUGAAAAAACUAAAGAGGAUAGACCUUUCCCACAAUCAAAUUCAUGGUAGCAUUCCUCAAUGGUUAUGGAAUCAAGGCACAACUUCAUUGUCUCAUUUAAAUAUAUCAUACAAUUUUUUGACACAUGUAGAGCAAAUUCCAUUUCAAAACUUGAAGUAUUUAGAUCUUCGCUCUAAUAUGAUACAAGGGAAUCUUCCAAUCGUUCCACCUUCAUUGAUUGUUUUUUUCAUCUCAAACAAUCAUUUAUCCGGUGAGAUACCUUCUACAUAUUGCACUUUGAGUAAGAUAUACAUCCUUGAUUUCUCUAAUAAUAGUAUUCAUGGAAAAAUUCCUUCAUGCCUUGGAAAUAAAUCAUUCCUCUCUGUGUUGGAUUUGGAUAUGAAUAAUUUUAGUGGAGAAAUCUCUCGUGACAUGUUUGAAAAUUCAACUAGCUUGAGGAGUCUACACCUUAGUGGCAAUCAACUAGAAGGAUCCCUCCCACGUUCAUUGUGGAAUUGCAAAAAUUUGGAAGUUUUAGAUGUGGGAAAAAACAAGAUAAAUGAUACCUUCCCUCAUUGGUUGGAAGAUCUUCCGAUGCUUCAAGUUCUUGUUUUGAAUUCCAAUAAAUUCCAUGGUUCUAUAGGGACACCAAAGGUCAAAUCUCCUUUUAAUAAGUUGAAAAUUAUGGACCUUUCCAAUAAUGAAUUUAGUGGUCUUUUACCAACAAAGUACUUUGAAAGUUUCACGGCUACGAUGGAUGGACAUGCAAUCGGGAAUAUGACACGCAUAGGAGACCACUAUUACCAAGAUUCUGUGAUUGUAGUAAUGAAAGGUAGUGAACGUUCAUUAGAGAAAAUCAUAAGUAUUUUUAUUACAAUUGAUUUCUCAAUAAAUCACUUUGAAGGAGAGAUUCCAGAAUCGAUUGGAAAGCUUAAGGCACUAAAGGGGCUGAACUUUUCUCAAAAUAAAUUAAAGGGUUCCAUUCCAAUGUCAUUGACAUAUUUAAGUAAUCUUGAAUGGUUAGAUUUGUCGUCAAAUGAGCUAGUUGGAACGAUUCCAAAUGAAUUACCAAAUUUGACUCAACUUUCAACUUUAAACCUUUCGCAUAAUAAAUUAGUGGGACCAAUACCUAGUGGAAACCAAUUUGAUACAUUCAACAAUGAUUCAUAUAGUGGAAACUUAGAAUUAUGUGGGUUUCCUCUAUCGAAAUCAUGCAACAAUGGUGAGAUGCAACAAGAAGGCGAUCAUGGUGAGAAACAUGAAGAUCAUGGAAUUUUUAAUUGGAAUAUCGUGAAGAUAGGAUAUGGGUGUGGAAUGAUAAUCGGAAUAUUUUUUGGAUAUAUAAUGCUUUUCAAUACAAGGCUUGAUUCUUGGCUUCGGAAAAAGAUUGGAAGAGGAGCGGGACAAAGACAAGGACAAAGGACAAAGAUUGGAAGAAGAGGCGUUGGAAGCGAAUGAUCGUUUGAGAAGGAUCUAGAAUUUCAAACAAAAUUAGGUCAUGAUCAAAAGCAUUGCCAUAUGUACAAAAGGUGGCCGCAGUGUUGAUGAUUUGAGAUGUACAACUACUUAUGAUUUGCCUAGAAUGAUGCAUGGAUCUCUUUUUCUAAUUUAAUUGUCUUUGGAUUGUUCUUCACUACUAAAAAAAUGUCAUGUCCUAAUUGAACACCAUUUUCUAUUUUUUUUUCCGGUAAAUAUAGUUUUGCAUUAUCUAUCAAUCAAUCCUUGUUCAAAUGAUAUUUCAUAUUUUGUGUUAGAAUUUAUGUACA
Molecule: messenger RNA, 3321 nt
Organism: Humulus lupulus (European hop)
Lineage: Eukaryota; Viridiplantae; Streptophyta; Magnoliopsida; Rosales; Cannabaceae
Product: receptor-like protein 7
Exons: 2
Coding region: 56-3013 (985 amino acids)
Molecular function (GO): protein binding
Source: RefSeq, a predicted model, not a curated record